ACUCUCGAAGAGUACUAAAUCGAGAGUCUCUCUUCAAUCAGAUUCAGAUCGAUUGGAUUUAGGGUUAGGGUUUGAUAAUCCACGUCUUAGAUUUGGUAGUAAUUUUGAAAAUUGCAGGGUAGAUUGUUCCGAUGGAAGGAGGAAAACGAAGCAGGGCUUACCUGCAAUUUGUUCUGCUUCUAUUGGUCGCUUGCUUUGCGUCCCAGCUCUACGCUUCUUCCGAUGUGAUCUUUGCUGAGUCAUUUGAUGAACCGUUCGAUGGGCGUUGGAUCGUAUCUCAGAAGGACGAUUAUAAAGGUGAAUGGAAACAUGCAAAGAGCGACGGACAUGAUGAUUAUGGGCUUCUCGUGAGCGAGAAGGCGAGGAAGUAUGCAAUCGUGAAGGAACUCGAUGAGCCUGUGAUUCUCAAAGAUGGAACUAUUGUCCUUCAAUUUGAAACUCGUCUUCAAAAUGGACUUGAAUGUGGUGGUGCAUAUCUGAAAUACCUCCGACCCCAGGAAGCUGGGUGGUCAUCCAAGGAGUUUGACAACGAGGCCCCCUACUCUAUUAUGUUUGGACCUGAUAAAUGUGGGGCCACAAACAAGGUGCACUUUAUUCUAAAGCAUAAGAACCCAAAGAGUGGGGAGUACGUUGAACACCAUCUCAAGUACCCACCAUCAGUGCCAUCUGAUAAACUAACACACGUUUAUACUGCUAUUUUGAAACCUGAUAAUGAGGUGCAAAUCCUGAUUGAUGGGGAAGAAAAGAAGAAGGGUAACUUCCUCUCUGCCGAAGACUUUGAGCCAGCACUCAUUCCUGCCAAGACAAUUCCUGACCCCGAUGAUAAGAAGCCCGAGGACUGGGAUGAGAGAGAAAAAAUUCCAGAUCCAGAGGCUGUGAAGCCAGAAGACUGGGAUGAGGAUGCACCCAUGGAAAUUGAAGAUGAUGAAGCUGUAAAACCCGAGGGGUGGUUAGAUGAUGAGCCUGAAGAGGUUGAUGAUCCUGAAGCAACAAAACCGGAAGAUUGGGAUGAUGAGGAGGAUGGUGAAUGGGAGGCACCAAAGAUUGACAACCCAAAGUGUGAGGCUGCCCCUGGUUGUGGCGAGUGGAAGAGGCCAAUGAAGAGGAAUCCCGCCUACAAGGGAAAAUGGCAUGCCCCACUUAUUGACAACCCUAAUUACAAGGGUAUUUGGAAGCCUCAGGAAAUUCCAAACCCUGAUUACUUUGAUAUUGACAAACCUGAUUUUGAGCCCAUUGCUGCCAUUGGCAUUGAGAUCUGGACGAUGCAGGAUGGCAUAUUGUUUGACAACAUUUUGAUAGCUAGUGAUGCGGAAGUUGCCGAAUCCUACAGGGAGACCUCAUGGAAACCGAAAUUCCAAGUCGAGAAGGAGAAACAAAAGGCUGAGGAUGAAGCUGCCAGUGUUGCAGAUGGUCUCCAAGGCUACCAGAAGGUGGUCUUUGACGUCCUCUACAAGAUUGCAGAUGUUCCUUUCUUGAGUGCUUACAAGCCUAAAAUUCUGGAUGUCAUUGAGAAGGCAGAGAAACAACCAAACCUUACCAUCGGCAUCAUCGCCUCCGUUGUCGUGGUUGUGCUCUCAAUUUUGUUGAAGAUCAUUUUCGGUGGGAAGAAGCCGGCAGUAGCAGCCAGCAGUGAGGCAAAUAUUGCACCAGUAGCCGAAACUUCCGACAAUCAAGGAAGCGGUGAAGAGAAGGAAGAGAAGGAAGAGCAGAAUGAGAAGGAGGACACUGCUGCUGCUCCUCGUCGGAGGAGGCGCGAGAAUUAGGUCGGAGGAGAAAGAGAGGGAGGUAGCAAGGGGAUAGUUGUUUCACCUUUUGGUAGAUUUUGAUCUUUAGUUGUUUGUUCUCUCCAUCCGGAAAUUUUAACUGAACUACCAAUCCCGCAUAUUUUUUUUUACUCCAUAUCCAGGUUUGUUUCGAAACAAUUUAAUGUAUGAGAUUGUAAAUGAGAUUUUCUAUCAGGGUCUGAUACUGUCAGUUCUUUCCCUGCAUCAAGAUUAGAAUGGGCUGAGAAAAUUAAAACAUUUUUAUGUUUACAAUUGUUGGUAGAUAGUUUGAAAUAUAUUUUAGUGUUUGAACUUAA
Molecule: messenger RNA, 2080 nt
Organism: Cornus florida
Lineage: Eukaryota; Viridiplantae; Streptophyta; Magnoliopsida; Cornales; Cornaceae
Product: calnexin homolog
Exons: 6
Coding region: 132-1763 (543 amino acids)
Biological process (GO): protein folding
Cellular component (GO): endoplasmic reticulum membrane; endoplasmic reticulum
Molecular function (GO): calcium ion binding
Source: RefSeq, a predicted model, not a curated record